Molecule: messenger RNA, 537 nt
Organism: Podospora pseudopauciseta
Lineage: Eukaryota; Fungi; Ascomycota; Sordariomycetes; Sordariales; Podosporaceae
Exons: 1
Coding region: 1-537 (178 amino acids)
Source: RefSeq, a predicted model, not a curated record
AUGCACUCGAGGCCGCGCCUACAUGGCCCUGCAAGACACACCCGAGGGGGGUUUUGCGCCCAAGUUUUAUGGAUCCUGGACUUUCCCGCUCGAGACAGAUCACCCAGAGAAACCCGUCCGCUGGGUCCGCAUGAUCCUCUUAGAGCGUUGGGAAGGAGAAGUCAUGCAAGAAUGCUAUCGCGAGGGGAGCUAGCAGACGAACCAGUUCGUCUCGCCGUUCUCAAGCAGCUUCUGGAAGCUGUCACCAAGCUCGAUUGGUAUUCAAAGAUUCGUAGCAUGGGCAACGGCGCUAUGUUUUCUCCGGGGAAUAUUUUUGUUAACAGCAAGAACGGGAGUAUGAAGUUAAUCAGCUUUAGGGAUGUCGAGUUAUUGGGCUACUUCGAGGGAUUUGAAGAGUCAGACGACGACGAUGACCCUGGCCCAUAUUGGAUUCCGAAGGCUUGGGCUGAGAAGCCGCAAUCGGCAGCCAGGUGGCUGAUCGACACGUUUGUCGAUUCCUCCGACUAUAGGCGGCCAACCAACCAUUACCGUUUUUAG